GUGUACAUCCGUAUCGUGGACAACGAGUGGAAUGUCUACAGGCGCUACACAGAAUUCCGGGCACUCCACAACCACUUACGCUCACAAUUCCCGCAAGUCGACACCUUCAACUUCCCACCCAAGAAAGCCAUAGGGAACAAGGUAUGUACGGUCAGGAAAAUCGUUGCCUUUUUGAUUUAAUCAGGUUUUUACUAUUGGUCACCCUCCGUCAAUGUUGUUUUGAAUGACCUGUAGUCAAACUUAUUGAAUCUGAAUGUAUUGUUAAGUCAUAUUGUGGUCACUUGUCCAUCACUUGGAUUGACAUGCUUCGAUGUUAGCUACAGUAGCCUCUAGCCAACAUUACCUCCCUCUUUAUCUCAUGCCUUCCUCUCUACCUCUCUCUCCUUCCUCUCUCGCUCCCUCGCUCUCCCUCUCAGUUCCAGAGGAAGGGAGUCUUUUUAAGUCUCUGAGUAGAGGAGAGGGGGCUGUGGGUGCUUCUGUUACAGAAGUUGGAGAGUGACUUUGACAUGGAAUCACAAAGGAGUGCACUAUGCCUGGGGGCAGAGUUUAAAACUAGAGAGGGUAAGAGGUGUUUGGAGCUUUCAGUAAAGAUGCAGGGGGGAUAUAAAGACAGGAUUAUGGUGGUAAUUGAGUGUGUGUGUGUUUGGGUAGGUGAAUGUGUGAAUGCAUUUGUGAGGGUAGUGUGUGUGUGUGUGUGUGUGUGUGUGUGUACAUGGGUAGGUUUGUGUGUUUUUAAUCAGUAAGUCUGCUGAGCUGAAGUAUCUGUCAUGUUUCUUCUGAUUCCAUCCCUCUCUCCCUCCCUCUAUCCUCUCAGAAGGAACACUUUGUAGAGACAAGGCUUAGUUCUUGUCCCAACAGGUGAAGCGCUGGCAUAAAGCCCCCCCCACCCCCACCCCAUCUGAUCUCCUCUGACAGAGUUAUGCUGUUACUUGUCCUUUAACAACACUGUAGUCAAACAGAUCAGCUGUUCUCUUUAUAUCGCUCACAGGGGACGUAUGUUCAGUUCUCUCUUUUCACAGAACACAGCAUCGUUGCAGCAAGGGAAAGUUUGAUAUAUUCUAAAGUAGACUUUGAGCGACGCUGGGGCUCUGUUAGUUAGCUAAUGAUGGAGGAAUAUUACUGUGAUCAGUGAUCAUGAGGAGCCUCUCCAAACCCUUUUUAGUGUAGCAAAACAGGGUCCUCUGUGUGUAAGGUUGUUAGCUCUGGCUUGCCAAUGAGGAUAACCAUGAUGGGUCUGAGGCACAGUGUGUGUGUGUGUUCCUUCCUGUUUGCUAUGGAUGAAAGGAGAGAGCUGUCACAGGUGAUGGGGAAACAGGAAGGAACAGACAGACACACUGUGCCUCAGACCCAUCAUGGUUAUCCUCAUUGGCAAGCCAGAGCUAACAAACUUACACACGAGGACCCUGGCUCAUCAUGCCUGCUAAACACACACAGAGCACCUGAUCCUGAGAGAGAGCGAGAGCGAGACGCUGAGCUAAUCUUGUCAGUUGGCUAAAGCUACUGCAUGGGACUGUAUAGGAAUCGAAUCGUAGUACCACAGUACAUACAGGAUGUAUCUGCGUUAGCUUGCAGGAUCAGGUGUAUGGAUCAUGGAAUGGAAUACAGUUAGUGUUGUUUGAUGAAACUGUAAUAAAUCUCAGUUUUGUGAUAUGUGAAGCACCAUAACUGCAAGUGUACGUAAGAAUCCCGGCUCAAUGUAUUACCACGGCAACAGUAUCUGAGCAUCUCUCGGCGUCCUGCUGUAUCUGAGAAUCUCCUAACUGCAUUGACAUCGCAACACACACACACACACCCUGCCACCUGCCGCUGACAGCUCCUAAACAGCUGAUUUGUCAAGGGGUCGGUGGGCAAACACGCUAAAUGUUCCCGAGCGCGCCCGUCAAAUCAGUCCUGACGGCCAUGCCAUCGCCACGACUGCAUGAAGAAGAAUGAUGACAUCAAAGUCUGGGACUGUCUGCUCUGCACCCGCCGCCCAGAGUUUAACUGUCUGGGUGCCUCUCUGAUUCACAGAGAAUUCUUAUUGCUUUGGAGGUUUUCCCUCUCUAUAUUUCUCUCUUUCCAUCUUUCCCUCCUGUGUUCCUUUCAUUUGGAUCAAAUCACUCCAUUUUUCUGCUUCCUUCCCUGCUGGACUGCUUGGUAGAGGCAGUGUUAGGGGGUUCUACCAAAUCAGACAGCUGCUAGCUGUUUUUUAUAUAUAUAAGAUUGUUAAUAAUUAAUUAAUAUUUUAUGUUGUGUUCACAUAUAACAUGCGAUGUGCAUGUGUAACGCCUUUAAUUAUAACAAAGAGAGACAUUGUGGAGGUCUUGAACAUUCCUGAAUGACUUGCAAACUUUUAUGCAUUACUUGUGACAUAAUUUACCUUGUUAAGUAACCAUAUAGUUCACAUUUCUUUGUUUACGUUAUGCAUCUUCCACGCUAAAAACGGUGUGUUUGUCUCAUGGCUUGAUUGCAGAGAUGUUCACAAGUCUUUGAGGUAGAGUCCAAGUCAAGUCUCAAGUAUUUUAGGGCCAAGUCUAAGUCAAGUCUCAAGUCCCUUUUGGCAAUGGCUUUCUGCCUGCUGUGGGUUAGGUCUAUAAACCUUGUAAAUUAUUUGAAGAGACUCCCUUGUUCAUUAGUCCAUACUUGUAUGAAAGAAAGCAAAUUAGAAACUAUUUAAAUCAAAAUAGAUUUCCUUUUAAAAUGUAGACAGUUUACAUUAAUAAAAGUAAUUGUACCGGAUAUGAAAAAAAGCAAACCUAACAUUUGAAAGUGCAUGGUAUUUUGUGGCAGACAUUGUCUAUAUUUCACUUCAUUCUGUCACACAAACAGAAAAUCUGGAGGUGAGGGAAGAUAAAUGACAAGUAUAAAUGUAAACUAAAAUGACUGACAAUUGUUCAAUAACUGCACUACUAAAGUGUUCUAUAUCCCUAAAAUAUACUUACUGACCUGGACACUUAACAACAGAAACACAAUUUCCUGUAACAAGUAGCAAAUUACGUCCUGUGCCCUAAAACAGAGAACAUUUAUGUUGCAGACAGGUUACAUUUCAGAAAGAUCAAGUUUGUCAGCGUUCUUGCGCUGAGCCUGUCAUGAUGAGGGCACAUGAUGAGGCCUCCAUGACUAAACACUCUCUCCACUGGGACACUGGUGGCAGGCACAGCCAACACUGUCAUUGCUACCUGCUUGAGCCUUGGAAAGUAUUUUGCAUGGAUUCUCCAAAAAUCCAAGCGAUCAACUUCAUUUUCAUCAGAAGAUACUUGAAUGUGGCGAAUAAUCUCUGCUCUGACAGAUUACUUUGUCUCCUUUCUUCUUGCUGAUCUUGUUGCGGUAGCCAGAGAACAGUCUGGAGGUUUUGGCAGGUGGUUGUUCUUCUUCUUCUCCACUACUGCUCUCCGUAACGGUGACUUUCCGUGCCUCAGCCAAAACAAGGUCUGAAAGAAAUUCAUAAAAUGAUGUAUAUGAUCAAGAAUAUAACAGUAUACAUUAUACAUGGGGGAAAAAAACAUUAUUAUUUGAAUGCAAGUGACAUAGAAAACAUUGCAUGUUGUUGCAAUGCAUUGUACCUACCAAUCAGCCUCUCCUACAAUUCAGCUUUAUCUUCAUGUGGGAUGAGGACAUCAUGAUCAAGCCAGAACAGGCAGAAAGAUGGGUCCAGCAGUGCAGCCAUUAUGUAUACAUUGUCACCAAAUGGAAGUUUUGUUGCCUGUUCAUCCGAGUGCUCCAUUCUGACAUUCACAAACACCCUCUGGAAUCGGCAUUUGAGUGACUGCUGCAGUGCUUUUACUAGACUGACUAGGUGACGACUUGUGCUCAGUAUACUUUGCAGAUGAUAGUUGAGUGACAGUACACAAGGAAGGGCAGCACUGAGAGUCACCACUUUCUCCCCCUGAGUGAGGUCGGUGGCCUGGACAAAAGGGUCCAAAAUGUCCACUAGCUCCAACAGCUGGCUCCAUUCCCUUGGUGAUAAGCAGAGCUCCUUGUGUCCUUGGGCCUCAAGUAGAGUAUUGAGGCUUUGUUGAUUCAGAUUGGUGACUGCUUUAACAAGCCGGAGGAUGGAAUUCCAUCUGGUAGACACAGCAGCAUGGAUACUACGAUUGGCUCCGAACUCAGCUUCAAAUGCUUCUUUCAGACCACAGGUAGUAAGCUGCAAAGUUUAGUUACCUUAGCCAUCACACUGUUUAUGAUUUUUGUUUCCUUUAGUCCAUCUUUAAUCACCAGUUGUAAUGAAUGGGCAAAGCACUGUAAGCGCUAUUGCCUGCAGUUGGUUUGGAUAGCUUCAACAUCAGCAUUGUACUCUUCACCAAAUUCCUCCCAUAAGCUGGGGUUAUCCUCAUCAUCAUCAUCAUCAUCAUCAUCAUGAUCAUUGCUUGCUUUGGGGAAACAAACUGUGAAGGCCUUUUUCACCUUUGCAGUGUUAUCACAUAUGAUAUAAUCUAAUUUAUGUUUUAUGCCAAAAUUAUCACAUAUUACUUCAAAUGUAUCACUGAUUCUUUCUUUCCCCAGUGUUUGACCCUGUGAAUCUAUCACAGCUCAACAGAACUGACUCCAGUCUGGGAGUUUUUUUCUCUUCCAUGGUCAUGUAAUGGGCCGUUACUCCCAUGAAGCCCCUCAUGGUCCUGUCAGUCCAUAUAUCUACAGUGACAGACACGGAUUCUGUCUUCUCUAGGGCACUUUUGAUUAUAGCCUCUUUAUACAGUGUUAAGUCAUGCAGGCGCCUGGUCAACGUGGGCCUACUUACUGGUCUAUAUUUGUCAUCUACCACUGACAUGAAAUGCCUAAAGGGAGGGUUGUCCACUAAGGACAUAGGCAGGUUGCAGGAAAUGAUCAGGUCUUGCAGUAUAGCCUCUGUUAUGGCCUUCUGCCUGGGGUGGCCCUGGCUGUACACAUGGACACCUGUGGUGGUCAAUAAUGAGUCAAUGCUGCUCUGUCCCUGCGCUGGCCACCUUUGCAGAAUUCAGUGAACCUGCAGAUGAACAACAUGAUGUAUAGUUGUUGCUGACUUGAGAUGGAAGUACAAGGACACAAAUAAAUAUGGUCUAUGGUAUUUGUCAGCUUCCUGAGUGUGUACAUAUAAACAUGCACAUCCUCCAUAGUCUCUCUCCCCACAGAGAGAGAGAGAGAGCGAGAGAGAGAGAGGCUGAAAUGUCUUGAGUCAAUAAGUUGCAUGGACUCACUGUGUGAUAUAAUAGUGUUUAACAGUAUUUUUGAAUGACUACCUCAUCUCUGUACCCCACAUACAGUGGGGGAAAAAAGUAUUUAGUCAGCCACCAAUUGUGCAAGUUCUCCCACUUAAAAAGAUGAGAGAGGCCUGUCAUUUUCAUCAUAGGUACACGUCAACUAUGACAGACAAAUUGAGGAAAAAAAUUCCAGAAAAUCACAUUGUAGGAUUUUUAAUGAAUUUAUUUGCAAAUUAUGGUGGAAAAUAAGUAUUUGGUCACCUACAAACAAGCAAGAUUUCUGGCUCUCACAGACCUGUAACAACUUCUUUAAGAGGCUCCUCUGUCCUCCACUCGUUACCUGUAUUAAUGGCACCUGUUUGAACUUGUUAUCAGUAUAAAAGACACCUGUCCACAACCUCAAACAGUCACACUCCAAACUCCACUAUGGCCAAGACCAAAGAGCUGUCAAAGGACACCAGAAACAAAAUUGUAGACCUGCACCAGGCUGGGAAGACUGAAUCUGCAAUAGGUAAGCAGCUUGGUUUGAAGAAAUCAACUGUGGGAGCAAUUAUUAGGAAAUGGAAGACAUACAAGACCACUGAUAAUCUCCCUCGAUCUGGGGCUCCAGGCAAGAUCUCACCCUGUGGGGUCAAAAUGAUCACAAGAACGGUGAGCAAAAAUCCCAGAACCACACGGGGGGACCUAGUGAAUGACCUGCAGAGAGCUGGGACCAAAGUAACAAAGCCUACCAUCAGUAACACACUACGCCGCCAGGGACUCAAAUCCUGCAGUGCCAGACGUGUCCCCCUGCUUAAGCCAGUACAUGUCCAGGCCCGUCUGAAGUUUGCUAAAGUGCAUUUGGAUGAUCCAGAAGAGGAUUGGGAGAAUGUCAUAUGGUCAGAUGAAACCAAAAUAGAACUUUUUGGUAAAAACUCAACUCGUCGUGUUUGGAGGACAAAGAAUGCUGAGUUGCAUCCAAAGAACACCAUACCUACUGUGAAGCAUGGGGGUGGAAACAUCAUGCUUUGGGGCUGUUUUUCUGCAAAGGGACCAGGACGACUGAUCCGUGUAAAGGAAAGAAUGAAUGGGGCCAUGUAUCGUGAGAUUUUGAGUGAAAACCUCCUUCCAUCAGCAAGGGCAUUGAAGAUGAAACGUGGCUGGGUCUUUCAGCAUGACAAUGAUCCCAAACACACCGCCCGGGCAACGAAGGAGUGGCUUCGUAAGAAGCAUUUCAAGGUCCUGGAGUGGCCUAGCCAGUCUCCAGAUCUCAACCCCAUAGAAAAUCUUUGGAGGGAGUUGAAAGUCCGUGUUGCCCAGCGACAGCCCCAAAACAUCACUGCUCUAGAAGAGAUCUGCAUGGAGGAAUGGGCCAAAAUACCAGCAACAGUGUAUGAAAACCUUGUGAAGACUUACAGAAAACGUUUGACCUGUGUCAUUGCCAACAAAGGGUAUAUAACAAAGUAUUGAGAAUCUUUUGUUAUUGACCAAAUACUUAUUUUCCACCAUAAUUUGCAAAUAAAUUCAUUAAAAAUCCUACAAUGUGAUAUUCUGGAUUUUUAUUUCUCAUUUUGUCUGUCAUAGUUGACGUGUACCUAUGAUGAAAAUUACAGGCCUCUCUCAUCUUUUUAAGUGGGAGAACUUGCACAAUUGGUGGCUGACUAAAUACUUUUUUUCCCCACUGUAUAUAAUUAUUUGUAAGGUCCCUCAGUUGAGCAGUGAAAUUCAAACACAGAUUCAACCACAAAGACCAGGGAAUUUCAGUCUGCUUUUCAACAGACACUGGGAGAUGAAUACACCUUUCAGCAGGACAAUAACCUAAAACACAUCCAAAUAUACAUUGGAGUUGCUUACCAAGAUGACAUUCAAUGUUCCCAAGUGGCCGAGUUUAAGUUCUGACUUAAAUCUGUGGCAAGACUUGAAAAUGGUUGUCUAGCAAUGAUCAACAACCAAUUUGACAGAGCUUGAAGAAUGUUGAAAAUAAUAAUGGGCAAAUAUUAUACAAUCCAGGUGUACAAAGCUCUUCGAGACUUACGCAGAAAGACUCACAGCUGUAAUCGCUGCCAAAUGUGAUUCUAACAUGUAUUGACUCGGAUGUGUGAAUACUUCAAGUUAAUUAGAUAUUAGUGUAUUUCAUUUUCAGUAAAUGUGCAAACAUUUCUAAAAACAUGUUUUCACUUUGUCAGUAUGGGGUAUUGUGUGUAGAUCGGUGAGAUUUUUUAAAAUAUUUAACCCAUUUAGAAUUCAGGCUGUAACACAACAAAAUGUGGAAUAAGUCUAGGGGUAUAUAAAAAAAUAUAUAUAAUGUAUGCACUCACUAACUUUAAGUCGCUCUGGAUAAGAGCGUCUGCUAAAUGACUAAAAUGUAAAAUGUAUGAAUACUUUCUGAAGGCACUGUAUAGGAAACAACUGCAGUCUUAACUGUGCUCACUCUUUCUCUCUCUCUCUCUCUCUCGCUCUCCCCCUCCCUAUGUACAGUAUUAACAUCUCCCUCUCGUCUGUCUUCUCCCAUCCUCAGGAUGCCAAGUUUGUAGAGGAGCGUAGGAAACAGCUGCAGUCGUACCUGAGGAUGGUGUUGAACAAGCUGAUCCAGACCCUGCCAGAGUUCUCUGCUAAACCCACCAAGGAGACCCUGCUGCAGCUGCUGCCCUUCUGCCUGUGAGUGACAGUCUGUCACAUUGUCUGUGUGUGUGUGUGUGGGUACGCGCUUCAGCGUGUGCAUCGGAGUUUGAAUUGUCAGAUGGGGAAAACACAUAUUUUACCAAGUGCUUCCUAAUAAUAUAUUGCCUGACACAUCUGAGUGCUAUAGAUAAUGCUAGUUGUUCAGUGUACACCUUCAAAGUGGCUUGUUGUGCCAGCCCAGUUAUAGCAUCCAGUCAUUUACUGCAUUAUUCACAUCACGUCCCACACCAGUUGAGGCUGUGACCUCACAGUGAGCGCGACCAAUCACAGAUCCCGACAAGUGGAGAGGGGAAGAGAGAAGGAAGAAGGAGAGAGAGAUGAAAACCCGAUUCGUCUCAAGCUGCACUUGUCAUCACUCCUCUCUUUGGAGAUGACUCAGUCUCACCUCACCCCAAAAGUGUCCCCUUAGUUUCAGCAGUCAGCACAUUCUGCCCAAAAUGGCACACAGAAAACACAGAGCUCUAGUCUCAAGUUCUGGGGCCUCAUUUAUCAAUAUUGCAUAGAAACUAUUCUAAAAUACUACAUACGAACGGAAUUUAGAAUGUUGUAGAAUAAGUGUGAUUUAUCAAACAAUCCUAUGAGCGUCAUAUGCACACCGGUAGGAGAUAACCUCUCCAUCCCAGCCCCCUCCUAACCAGGGGCCCGUUAACAACAUGGCAGCCACACUAGGAAUCGCUCAGUCAUUCAUAAAAGAGAGGUCACCAUUUUGGAUGGGUCAUCAAUGGCUGAGACAGCUCUAUCGUCAAUGUAGAUAUCAGAGGAUAGAUCAACUCAGCUCUUUAUUUGAUCUCCGUUUUAGAAUCUCGGUGUUCUGACUAUCAGCUGCCAGAACAGGAAAUUAGAUUAUUGUUGGGAUCUGUGAUUGGUCGCGCUCACUGAGAGGGUCACGCUCACUGAGAGGUCACAGCCUCAACUGGUGUGGGACAUGGUGUGAAUGAUGCAGUAAAUGACUGGAUGCUAUAACUGGGCUGGCACAACAAGCCACUUUGAAGGUGUACACUGAACAACUAGCAUUAUCUAUAGCACUCAGAUUUAUACUGUUAGCACUGAGCCGGUGUGCCCUAGGAGGAAGUCCACUGUGUGCAGCUCACCCUGCACUAACAUAAAGAACAUGAGCACAUCUACUGCUGCUAAGCUUCCCAGUAAAGCAAUAAAAACAAGUAAGCAUCCCAGAAGAAAAGUACUCAAAAUAGCCCACGUUAACAUAUGUAGCUUAAGAAACAAGGUUCAUGAAAUCAAUAAUUUGCUAGUAACAGAUGCCAUUCAUAUUCUGACUAUCUCUGAAACGCACUUAGAUAAUACCUUUGAUAAUACAGUGGUAGCAAUACAAGGUUAUAACAUUUACAGAAAAUAUAGAAAUGCCAAUGGUGGAGGUGUUGCUGUUUAUAUUCAGAACCACAUUCCUGUGAAGAUUAGAGGAUCUCAUGUUAAAUACUGUUGAAGUAAUAUGGCUACAGGUUCAUCUGCCUCACCUAAAGCCCAUUCUGGUGGGAAUCUGCGAUAGACCACCAAGUGCUAACAGUCAGUAUCUGGAUAAUGUGUGUGAUAUCAAUAGAGAGGUAUACUUUCUGGGUGAUUUUAAAUAUUGACUGGCUUUCAUCAGGCUGCCCACUCAAGAGAAAGCUUCAAACUGUAACCAGUGCCUGCAACCUGGUUCAGGUUAUCAGUCAACCUACCAGGGUAGUUACAAACAGUACAGGAAUUAAAUCAUCAUGUAUUGAUCAUAUCUUGACUAAUGCUGCAGAGAUUUGUUUGAAAGUAGUAUCCAAAUCCAUUGGAUGUAGUGAUCACAAUAUAGUAGCCAUAUCUAGGAAAACCAAAGUUCCAAAGGCUGGGCCUAAUUAUUGUGUAUAAGAGGUCAUACAAUAAGUUUUGUAGUGAUUCCUAUGUAAAGAAUAUAUGUUGGUUGGUGGUGUGUAAUGAGGAGCAAACAGACACUGCACUUGACACAUUUAUGAAAUUGCUUAUUCCAGUUACUAAUAAGCAUGCACCCAUGAAGAAAAUGACUGUAAAAACGAUUAAAUCCCUGUUGUUUGAUGAGGAAUUGAAAAAUGGUAUGGUUGAGAGGGAUGAGGCAAAAGAAAUGGCAAAUAAGUCUGGCUGCACAACCGAUUGGCAAACAUAUUGCAAAUUGAGAAAUCAUGUGACUAAACUGAAUAAAAAGAAGAAGAAACUACACUAUGAAACAAAGAUAAAUGACAUAAAGAAUGAUAGUAAAAAGCUUUGGAGCACCUUAAAUGACAUUUUAGGGAAAAGGCAAACUCAGCUCCAUCAUUUAUUGAAUCAGAUGGCUCAUUCAUCACAAAACCAACUGAUAUUGCCAACUACUUUAAUGAUAUUUCCAUUGGCAAGAUAAGCAAACUUAGGCAUGACAUGCCAGCAACAAUUGCUGACACUACACAUCCAAGUAUAUCUCACCAAAUGAUGAAAGACAAGCAUUGUAAUUUUAAAUUCCGUAAAGUGAGUGUGGAAGAGGUGAAACAAUUAUUGUUGUCUAUCAACAAUGACAAGCCACCGGGGUCUGACAACUUGGAUGGAAAAUUACUGAGGAUAAUAGCGGACGAUAUUGCCACUCCUAUUUGCCAUAUUUUCAAUUUAAGGCUACUAGAAUGUGUGUGCCCCCAGGCUUGGAGGGAAGCAAAAGUCAUUCCGCUACCUAAAAAUAGUAAAGCCCCCUUUACUGGCUCAAACAGCCAACCAAUUAACCUGUUACCAACCCUUAGUAAACUAUUGGAAAAAAUUGUGUUUGACCAAAUACAAUGCUAUUUUACAGUAAACUAAUUGACAACAUGCUUAUAGAGAAGGACAUUCAACAAGCACAGCACUUACACAAAUGACUGAUGAUUGGCUGAGAGAAAUUGAUGAUAAAAAGAUUGGGGGGGCUGUUUUGUUACACUUCAGUGCGGCUUUUGACAUUAUCAAUCAUAGUCUGCUGCUGGAAAAACUGAUGUGUUAUGGCUUUACUCCACCUGCUAUAUUGUGGAUACAGAGAUACCUGUCUAACAGAACACAGAGGGUGUUCUUUAAUGGAAGCCUCUCCAACAUAAUCCAGGUAGAAUCAGGAAUACCCCAGGGCAGCUGUCUAGGCCCAUUUACUUUUUUCAAUCUUUACUAAUGACAUGCCACUGGCUUUGAGUAAAGCCAGAGUGUCUAUGUAUGCGGAUGACUCAACACUAUACAUGUCAGCUACUACAGCGACUGAAAUGACUGCAACACUUAAAGUGGGAGGCAAGGAAUAAGUUAGUCCUAAAUAUUUCUAAAACUAAAAGCAUUGUAUUUGGGACAUAUCAUUCACUAAAACCUAAACCUCAACUAAAUCUUGUAAUAAAUAAUGUGGAAAUUGAGAAAGUUGAGGUGACUAAACUGCUUGGAAUAACCCUGGAUUGUAAACUGUCAUGGUCAAAACAUAUUGAUACAACAGUAUCUAAGAUGGGGAGAAGUAUGUCCAUAAUAAAGCCUUCUUAACAGCACUAUCAACAAGGCAGGUCCUACAGGCCCUAGUUUUGUCACACCUGGACUACUGUUCAGUCGUGUGGUCAGGUGCCACAAAAAAGGACUUAGGAAAAUUGCAAUUGGCUCAGAACAGGGCAGCACGGCUGGCCCUUGGAUGUACACAGAGAGCUAAUAUUAAUAAUAUCCAUGUCAAUCUCUCCUGGCUCAAAAUGGAGGAGAGAUUGACUUCAUCACUACUUGUAUUUAUGAGAGGUAUUGACAUGUUGAAUGCACCGAGCUGUCUGUUUGAUCUACUGGCGCACAGCUCGGUCACCCAUGCAUACCCCACAAGACAUGCCACCAGAGGAAUCUUCACAGUCCCCAUGUCCAGAACAGACUAUGGGAGGCGCACAGUACUACAUAGAGUAUGCGGAGACCAGUGUACCUCCACUGUACUCAUAUCCUUCCAUAUCCUUGUCUGUACAUAAUGCCCUGAAUCUAUUCUACAACACCCGGAAAUCUGCCCCUUUUAUUCUCUGUACCCAACGCACUAGAAGACCAGUUCUUAAAGCAUUUAGCCGUAUCCUUAUUCUAUUCCUCCUCUGUUCCUCUGGUGAUGUAUAGGUUAACCCAGGCCCUUUAGCCCCCAGUAUCACUCCUACUCCCCAGGUGGUAUCAUUUGUUGACUUCUGUAACUGUAAAAGCCUUGGAUUCUUGCAUGUCAACAUCAGAAGCCUCCUCCCCAAGUUUGAGUUAUUCACUGCGUUAGCACACUGCCAACCCUGAUGUUCUAGCAGUGUCUGAAUCCUAGCUUAGGAAGGCCACCAAAAAUUCAGAACUUUCCAUUCCGAAUUACAGCAUUUCCCGUCUAGAUAGAACUGCCAAAGGGGGUGGAGUUGCAAUCUACUGUAGAGAGAGCCUGCAGAGCUCUAUCAUACUAUCCAGGUCUGUGCCCAAACAGUUUGAGCUUCCAGAAAUAAGUCUCUCACUGUUGCCGCUUGCUACAGACCCCCCUCAGCCCCCAGUUGUGCCCUGGACACCAUAUGUGAAUUGCUUGCCCCCCAUCUAUCCUCUGAGUUCGUACUGCUUGGUGACCUAAACUGGGAUAUGCUUAACACCCCGGCCGUCCUACAAUCUAAACUAGAUGCCCUCAAUCUCACACAAAUUAUAAAAUGGCAUGUUAUAAUUAUCAAGGAACCUACCAGGUACAACCCUAAAUCCGUAAACAUGGGCACCCUCAUAGAUAUCAUCCUGACUAAUUUACCCUCUAAUACACCUCCGCUGUCUUCAACCAGGAUCUCAGCGAUCACUGCCUCAUUGCCUGCAUCUGUAAUGGGUCUGCGGUCAAACGACCACCCCUCAUCACUGUCAAACGCUCCCUAAAACACUUCAGCGAGCAGGCCUUUCUAAUUGACCUGGCCCGGGUAUCCUGGAUGGAUAUUGACCUCAUUCCGUCAGUAGAGGAUGCCUGGAUGUUCUUCAAAAGUGCUUUCCUCUCCAUCUUAAAUAAGCAUGCCCCAUUCAAAAAAUUCAGAACUAAGAACAGAUAUAGCCCCUGGUUCACCCCAGACUUGACUGCCCUUGACCAGCACAAAAACAUCCUGUGGAGUACUGCAUUAGCAUCGAACAGCCCCCGCGAUAUGCAACUUUUCAGGGAAGUCAGGAACCAAUAUACACAAUCAGUUAGGAAAGCAAAGGCUAGCUUUUUCAAACAGAAAUUUGCAUCCUGUAGCACUAACUCCAAAAAGUUUUGGGACACUGUAAAGUCCAUGGACAAAAAGAGCACCUCCUCCCAGCUACCCACUGCACUGAGGCUAGGAAACACUGUCACCACCGAUAAAUCUACGAUAAUCGAGAAUUUCAAUAAGCAUUUUGCUACGGCUGGCCAUGCUUUCCACCUGGCUACCCCUACCCCGGCCACCAGCUCUGCACCCUCCGCUGCAACCUGGUUAAAUAAAGGUAAAAUAAAAAUAAAAAUCCUUCUUUAACCUGUCUCCUCCCCUUCAUCUACACUGAUUUAAAGUGGAUUUAACAAGUGACAUCAAUAAGGGAUCAUAGCUGCAUUACUAACCUCUGGUUACCUUUGCUGACCUCUUGACCUUUUGUCUCCUCCCAGGGACACUCCAGUGGCCAGCAGUAAGACGGCCCAGUCCAGAUCCUCGUCAAGCUUCCCCAUACUUGGGCGCAGCCACAACCAGGAGGGCCGCAACCUAGAGCCCCAGAGCGGCGACCUCUAA
This is a messenger RNA of Coregonus sp. 'balchen', 13486 nucleotides long. NCBI's taxonomy places the organism in Eukaryota, Metazoa, Chordata, Actinopteri, Salmoniformes, Salmonidae. The record is from the annotation of a GenBank genome assembly.